This is a messenger RNA of Aaosphaeria arxii CBS 175.79, 2016 nucleotides long. RefSeq lists its product as uncharacterized. NCBI's taxonomy places the organism in Eukaryota, Fungi, Ascomycota, Dothideomycetes, Pleosporales. The record is from RefSeq and is a predicted model, not a curated record. The transcript is spliced from 8 exons. The coding region runs from base 1 to 2016 and encodes 671 amino acids.
AUGUUGCUCGCGAUGCAUAUAGGCGCCAUGAACGAUGACGAUUUGUGCAUGGACUUGCUCAAUGUAGAGGCAGAGGAUCUGGGCAAGAGACCUGCUCUGAUGGUCUGGGGUGAGCCAUGGGAUAUCAUGGGGUGGGAAGCAAAUCUAUCGUUCCUGAAGAAAUGGGGUUGGCUUAUUCGUGGUUGUCCUGAAAUUUUAGAAGGGUCGAACUACUGGCGUGAGAAGAGAGGAGCAGUAACAAGGCCGGCACCUGCUUCAUACCACGAGAAACAUUUCAAUUCGAUUCAUGAAAGUCUCUCCGAGAUCAAGGAGAGCUUGCGCAGACUCGACCAAAGUCAGGCAUCCCUGAAACCUUCAUUAGGAGCCGCAGACAUAUCGACAGAUCAGAUCGCCCCUUCUGCUUUGGAGACCACUUUUCAGGGUGAAACGUCUUUCAACAAUCUAUCUGCUCUUGCUUCCAUCUCAGCUGAAGUCUCUGCUAGAGAGGCAGAACAUACUGGGCAGGGUGGUGACAUCUAUACGUCUUUAUCGUCCCUAAAAGAUCUCCUUAGAAAUGAGGGAAAGCCUUCAUCAGCAGACUAUGUUUCAUUCCCACUCGCUUCGAAGGCAGCCACUACGAAAACCGACUUGCCACCAGUGUCAGCGGUGCUUGCGGUGUUAAGAAGAGCCUCAGCUCACGCACCAUUUGUGAUAAUCCACAGUGCUCAAAGAGAUCAUGCUGUGCUGGAAGAGCUUUGCAAGAAGAUCUACUUCCCCACUAAGCCCUAUACGAAGGGAGAGCUUACUCUGAUGAACGGAAUGCUCUCGUUUGUGUUCUUCGAGUAUAGCGCGAACCCUUGCCCAGACAUCUCAAGCUCUGACUGUGUCACUUAUGGGAAACUAUGCGAAAAGAACUUCAUAGCAGGACUGCAGGACUACGAAUGUUUAGUCACACCAAAACUGGAGAAUAUACAAUGCUUGAUGAUCGGAGCAAUGAAGGCGCAAGAAGACUCUUUGCCUUCCUUGUGUUGGACUUUCGUCUCUGCAGGUGCUCGAUUAUGCCAGAUUCUAGGAUACCAUCGCGAAGCCGUCGUGGCUCGAGAUCCACCAGAGCGGAAGUCAAGCGACACGCUUUCUGGAUAUGAUGACAUCGAUGUCAAGGUAUACUCACUCUCAUCGAAUCCGCGAUUCCGUCCUUGGGAUCGAGCCUUCCAUGCAUUCAUAGAAUUCUCCAGACUGCAAGGAAGAAUCUACGAUCGUUUGUAUACUGCAAAGGCUCAGCGGGAGCAGCCCGAAACAAGAGCGCGUGCAGUAGAGGAGCUGUCGGCGUUAUUUUCAGCUUGGCACACCAAGUUCAAAGAGAUUGACACCACAGGUGCACAAGACAAGAACGAUCUGGACCUGAUUGUGGGAUCAUCCGACUUCAUUUUCUACUCAGCACUGAAUCUUCUAUAUGGGGCUAAGACAUCGCCUGCAGCUGCAACCCAUAUCAGUGCCAAAAGGUACGAAGUGGCGAGACUGAGCCUGCAGUGCCAUAUACGAAGUACCGCCAGAUUAUUGUCAAAUGAUGUACCAAAAUGGAGGAUAUAUUCUGACUGGAUCUUGCUGUACUCAUCCUUCACUCCAUUCCUGGUAGUGUUCACGCACGCGAUUGCGUCGCAUAGUAGCGAGGACGUCGAGCUUCUCGACCAGGUUCUACAGACGCUAGAAGCGCCUCGGGGUUAUUCUGAAGCUGUCAAUCGGCUGUAUCAAGUAUGCAGAGUCUUCCUGGAAUUCGUGAAAGCCUUCGUCCCUUCCCAUCAUCCAUUCUUUGGAUCCUAUAACCUUGAGGAGGAUUCCUUUACCUUCCCUUCUAAUGGCGGCGAGUCUUUGUCGCUGGCUCAAAACAUAGGCACAUGCGACCCUAUGAGUGAAAAUCAAGAAGUAAGAAACGAUGAUCUGGAAUCAAUGGCAGUCUUUCUGGAAAAUUGUCUCGGUGAGAACAGCGGUAUGACUGGCUUAUGGAGUCAGGACUUCUCCAACUCGCAGUGGAUGUGA